GUAAUACUCUGUCCGGAUAGGCUUGAAUAACCAUAACAUCAACUCGGGAUGUCUGGAGCAGUUCCGAAAGGGAUAUGGCUCGCGCUCUUACUGCUCACGUUUUCGGUUGAACACGAACAAGCUGCCAAUGUUGGUGGUGGUGGUCAAAACGAGCUGCACAUCCAAACGACUGCGUCUCCUUCGACUACACCGCGAGGGCUCGCCGUGAGCAGCGGCAGGAGCAACUUCACAGUCCAAGCCGGGACAAAGUUCACACUUCACUGCAACUACCAGCCCCACGAUGAGAACACCUCCGUGUCCUGGAUGAGAAAAAUGGGUGACAGCCUGCAGCUGAUCUCGGUGAAUACCGAGAUCUACAGCCCGGACCCUCGCUACAGGAUCAGCUUCACCAAGCCUGCGGAUUGGCAGCUCCACGUCCAGUCCGUCAACUUCACCGACCGGGGGCACUACGAGUGCCAGGUCAACUCCCACCCGCCCAUCGUGUACUCGGUCCAUGUUAAUGUCGUAGUUCCACUAAUGCACAUAAAGGACGAACGGGAUAUCCCAAUCAGGAACAAGUUCUACAACUCAGGAAGCACAAUCGAGCUGCGGUGCCUUAUUGUGAGGGUGCCUCAGCCGACUCAGUUCAUCCUCUGGAGGCACAACUCAACUGUACUCAACUACGACACAACCAGGGGAGGCAUCAGCGUAAAGACUGACAUCCUUCCAGACGGCGCUAAAAGCCAACUCUACAUCGCAAAUGUAGGUCCUACUGACUCAGGGAACUACAGCUGCUCUCUAGGAGAGAACGCUAUGACUUGGGUAUCUGUCGUAGUAAUUACAGGAGAGACACCAGCAGCGAUGCAACAUGGAUGUGCAGCAACUUCGGCAAAUCUUGGACUACUCACGUUGCUGUCGGCAGUCCUUUCUGCACUCAGCUGACUUCCCUAAGAACCAUUUUGUCUUCAUGGAAUUUUUGAGAUCGUAACACAUACCUAUAAAAAAAAGUAAAAAUAUUUUGAAUGUCAACUAAAUGUAAUUUUAUUAUUUAUCAAAGUUUUAACGAACUAUAUUUGUAAAUAGUUGUAUACAUACAUAUAUGUAUUAAACAGUGCAUUUGUCAAAUCAAAUAAAGAAAUAUUGGUGUAUAAAUGUAGAAUGUAUAUUUGUAAGAAACAUGUGUUUAAUAUUUUAUGUACAGGGUGAUUUUAUUAAAAUCAAUAAUUAAAUAAACAAUUAUUGUUGAUAUUUUUAUGUGUACAUGUUUCAUGAAUUUAUUCAUCAUUUAAAUAAGAAUGAAAUUUGCGUUUUAAAUCUAAAACGACGGAGGGUACACGACCUUCCUAUUAACUCAUGGAAAUAUGUAAAAUAAUUUAUAGAAAUUUUUAUCUGCACAAAAAAAUUACAAUUUUAUAAACAAGAAUGAUUUUUUAAAAAGUCUAAUAUUUAUUCAAAGCUAAUGAAUUACAAAAAGAAUAAAUAGGCAUUCAAGAAAGAAUACAUUCGAUAUAAACUGGUCACUUUCUGACGGCCUAUUUUUUAAAAAAUAAGUAUUAACUCACCUGAAAGUACUUCCUUAGAAAAAAAAAACUUUAAUUAUAAUAGUUUUUUUUACUUAAUAAUUAAAAUGUAGAAAUGCUAAAAAUGGUAAAAAUGUAACCAUUAAUACAAACAAUGUUUUAUAUCACUAAAUAUUUGUUGUUGUUUUUUAACCCAUAAAUGUUCAACAGAUUAUAAUAAAUUAAAAAAAGGUAUGUUGAAAAAUGUUUGGUGCAUUAAAUAAUUGACCAGAUAUUUAAAUUAUUUAGACAUAAAGUUUUCCCGACCCAUAAUUUUUUAUCAAUGAUAGAAAAAUUUUUAAUUUUAAUUUUUUUUUUUUUACAAUGAAUGUUACACUUCCUUUUUAUAAUAUUAUCCUAUUGGAUGAAAUAUUAGUCUUUCUUAUUUAAAUUUAAUAUAAUAUUAAAUAUAAUAUUAUUUAAAUUAAAAAAAAAAACUACUUCAGGCGAUGGUAAUGAAAUGUGUACAUUGUUCAUUUCAGCAUUUUGUUUUCAAGCAUUUAAUAUAAUUAAAUUUGAACUUUUAAUCAAUAAAUUUUGUACAGUAUUUUCAAUAUUUUGUAUAGUUUUAUGAAAAAAAAUAAGUUACAAUCUCUCUAAAAUAAGUUUAAUUUUAAAAACUAAUUCUUGGUUUGAAUCAAUCAAUACAUUUUAAUUUCAAUGGACUUAAAUAUUAUCGUAAACUUUUAUAUAAAAUAUAAUAUAUGUGCAUCAUGAAUGUUUGCUCAAUAUUUUUUUUUUUAAUUUCAUUCUUUUCUCACAACCUAAUCCAUUCUAACAUGAAAUUUUAAUAUUCUGAAAUUGUAUAAAACUUACUGUACAAUAUUUGUGUUUAUCAUGUCAAGAUUUG
Molecule: messenger RNA, 2388 nt
Organism: Nezara viridula (southern green stink bug)
Lineage: Eukaryota; Metazoa; Arthropoda; Insecta; Hemiptera; Pentatomidae
Source: the annotation of a GenBank genome assembly